CUCUCAAGAUUCGUCAAGGAAGGCCCGGAAUAAACCCAUCGAAGGAUUACCCGAUAUUCAGCUCGCAAGGAUAAGAGAUCUAAUUGGUGUGUUUCUUAAAACAUUGUAAACCGUUGCUGAGACAGUGCAUUCGUGAAAAAAAUGUUGGGAGAACCAUUAGCCCCGAUGCCGUUAUCGUGGAUUAGUACAGCAGCAGUAUCCAACAGCAAUGUGACAGUGGUCGAUAGGGUUCCACCGGAAAUGUUGUACAUGGUGGAUGCGCACUGGUAUCAGUUUCCGCCACUCAAUCCAUUGUGGCACUCAAUACUCGGAUUUGCCAUCUUCGUACUCGCGUGUGUUUCAGUCUGUGGAAACGGAAUGGUCAUGUACAUUUUCACAACAACCAAGCCGCUUCGCACUCCAUCCAACAUGAUGAUCAUCAACUUGGCCUUUUCCGAUUUCCUCAUGAUGUUCACUAUGGGCCCACCAAUGAUAAUCAACUGCUACAACGAAACCUGGGUCUUCGGGCCAUUCGCAUGUGAAGUGUACGGAAUGCUGGGCUCAUUGUCCGGUUGCGUCUCGAUCUGGAGUAUGACAAUGAUCGCCUUCGACCGAUACAAUGUGAUAGUGAAGGGCCUUUCGGCUAAACCGAUGACCUUUAAUGGAUCGUUGCUGAAGAUUUUGUUCGUUUGGAUCAAUUCGCUGUUCUGGACUUUGGCUCCGAUGUUCGGAUGGAACCGAUACGUACCAGAAGGGAAUAUGACUGCCUGCGGUACGGACUAUCUUAGCCAAGAUAUUGUCAGCCGGUCCUACAUUAUGGUGUACUCGUUCUUUGUCUACUGGUUUCCGUUGCUAAUGAUCAUCUACUCCUACACAUUCAUUUUGAAGGCCGUUUCCGAGCAUGAGAAGAACAUGCGCGAACAAGCCAAAAAGAUGAACGUGUCAUCGCUCCGAUCAUCGGAUGCGGCCAAACAAAGCGCGGAAAUCAAACUGGCCAAGGUGGCCCUGGUUACCAUCUCGCUGUGGUUCAUGGCCUGGACUCCCUACCUCGUCAUCAACUAUGCCGGAAUCUUCAACACAGCGCCGAUUAGCCCACUGGCCACCAUCUGGGGGUCGCUGUUCGCCAAGGCCAACGCCGUGUACAAUCCCAUAGUCUACGGUAUCAGCCAUCCCAAGUAUCGUGCUGCCCUGUACCAGCGAUUCCCAUCACUGGCCUGCGCAACGGAGACACCAGCAGCAGCAGCCGGUGAUGACCAGUCUGUUGCAUCAGCGGGAACCGUUGCAUCGGAUCCUGCGAACAGUGCUUAAUUCGUAAUAGAUUUUUGUUGAUUAUUAGCCGAAGGCAAGACUCCGUAUUACCGACACUUGAGAUGUAUGAUAUAAGUUUGUUUUAAGAGAUCGUUGACGGACAAAAACAAGAAAUGACUUAGACAUGCAAUUAGGCUAAUAAUAAGAGAUUGUACCUACUGUUAAACAGUUUGUUGUAAUAAAUGUAAACAUUUACUAAUGAAACC
Molecule: messenger RNA, 1493 nt
Organism: Aedes albopictus (Asian tiger mosquito)
Lineage: Eukaryota; Metazoa; Arthropoda; Insecta; Diptera; Culicidae
Product: rhodopsin-like
Exons: 2
Coding region: 142-1287 (381 amino acids)
Biological process (GO): visual perception; G protein-coupled receptor signaling pathway; cellular response to light stimulus
Cellular component (GO): plasma membrane
Molecular function (GO): G protein-coupled photoreceptor activity
Source: RefSeq, a predicted model, not a curated record